CCAAUCCCUCUUCAAGAAAUAUUGUUGCUUGUUGAUGUUUCCCUGGGGUGAAAGGGGUGGACGAUAAGGGCCACCAAGGCUGACAGGCGUUUUACAUACCGCCUUGGAUACCGCCCACAGCUACCGAUAACGGCCAUUCUCCAAACCUGAUAAAACCGGCAGAAGGGUAAGUCCACGAAGCUUCCCCGCGCUGAGAGCAAUUUCUAUUGUCUAAUCGGCUCCACUAUGAGCAGCCUGGCCUCGCCAUCCCGGCCCGGGUAUCGUGGAGACUUCCAUCAUCGGAAGGCUCGUUGGUCAGUGUGGAGGGUAUCGGAGGGUCCGGAGCAGCAUCGGAAGAUCCAUAUUUGAACCGAAAACACAUCUGUGGACCCAAGCACCUCAAACGUGGGGAGAAUGGCCGGGCCGGAAAAUGAAUGUGCGGAGGUGACUAUUGACUAAUAACCCCAGACAAACUCACCCCGUGGAGAAAGAAAAGCUGGGGAUGAACCAAGCUCAAAAGCCACAUUAUCCCUGAGAUUGGACAGACGUCUGCAGGGCUGCCUUUUGGUCUCAACAGUUAAUUUCUUCAUUUUUCGAUACGAAGGUCACGCGUCAAAGAACUGGGUAUGAUGGCCAAUGACGAGGUCACCAACACGGAAACCCAAACCGGCACAGGAAAUAAAGAGGACCGCGAUUUGAUAUCGAAAUACCAGGGAGAACACCGUCAAGAUGGGGACAAUUUUGACGCUGAGGAAAAACAAACCUACGGGGAGGUGAACCAACUUCCAGACCUUCAGCGGAGGCUAAGAAGCCGGCAUUUGCAAAUGAUUGCCUUUGGUGGUACAAUCGGAACUGGUUUAUUCAUUGGAAGUGGUACUGCGGUUGCCAUUGCUGGUCCUGUUGGGGCGCUGAUUGCGUACAUAUUUGUCGGCUCCAUCGUUUUUUCAGUUAUGGCUGCACUGGGAGAGAUGGCAACAUACCUUCCGAUUCCAGGGGCUUUUACAGCAUAUGCAAAUCGUCUGAUUGACCCUAGCCUAGGCUUUGCAAUGGGUUGGAUUUACUGGUUUUCCUGGGCGUCGACAUUUGCCCUCGAAUUAACCGCGACCGGUCUGAUCAUUCAGUACUGGAACGAAACUAUCCCAAUUGCUAUUUUCAUUGCUAUAUUCUGGGUGCUCAUCCUUGCACUGAAUAUGCUUCCAGUCAGUUUCUAUGGCGAGACUGAGUUUUGGCUGUCAAGCAUCAAGGUCGCCACUGUCGUUGGAUUUAUGAUAUUUGCCAUUUGUAUGAAUGCGGGAGUUGGUGCAGAAGGCUAUAUCGGGUUCCGCUACUGGGUUGAUCCAGGCCCCUUCAAAGCCUACUUGAUCGAAAGUAAUGGCCCCCUAGGAAAGUUCCUCGCAUUCUGGGCGGUUCUCAUCAAGGCUGGAUUUUCAUACCAAGGCACCGAGCUUGUUGGUAUUGCCGCGGCAGAGACUGAAAAUCCUCGCAAGAACGUCCCAUCAGCUAUUCGAAAAACUUUCUUCCGGAUCGUUUUCUUCUUUAUAUUAACCAUUUUCUUCAUUGGGAUUGUCGUGCCUUCCACUGAUGAACGAUUAACGGCUAGCGAAGGAUCUGGCGCUAGUGCGAACAAUGCUAACGCCUCACCCUUCGUCGUCGCGGCUAAGCGAGCAGGCGUGAACGUGCUACCUAGCAUCAUUAACGCCGUCUUGUUAACUGUGGUUCUCUCUGCCGCCAAUUCAAAUGUCUAUUCUGGAAGCCGAAUCCUUGUGGGCCUUUCUCAUGAUGGGUUUGCUCCCCUGAUUUUUGCGAGGACAACUAAGCAAGGCGUUCCCUACUGGAGUGUGCUAUUCACAGCCCUCUUUGGCCUACUAGGGUUUUUAAAUGUCUCCAACACCGGGAGCACAGUCUUCAAUUGGUUGAUGCAAAUUGCAGGUUUGGCAGGUUUUAUUACCUGGACAUCCCUAAACGUUUGUCAUCUAGGAUUCAUGAGGGCCUUCAAGGCGCAGGGAAUUUCCCGUGAUAUAUUGCCUUACAAGGGUCCCUUGCAGCCAUAUCUCUCAUGGUAUGGCUUGUUCUUCAACGUUCUGAUUAUAAUCACUCAGGGGUUUACCGCCUUCAUCCCCACGUUCAACGUGACCGACUUUUUCAUCGACUACCUUAGUCUCAUAUUGUUUGCUGCUCUCUAUAUCGGGCACAAGAUUGCUUUCCGACAGCCAUUGAUCAAACCCGAAGAGGCUGAUAUUUAUACCGGUCGGCUGGAAUUCGAAGAUUAGAAUACAUUAUAUAAAGAAUAUAUCUUAAGGAGCAGGAAUACAGUUUCAAAAAAAACUUCG
Molecule: messenger RNA, 2309 nt
Organism: Penicillium brasilianum
Lineage: Eukaryota; Fungi; Ascomycota; Eurotiomycetes; Eurotiales; Aspergillaceae
Source: the annotation of a GenBank genome assembly